AUGAGUCACGACGUUUUAAAAACCAUUUCCAUUAAAAACGAAGUAGGCCCAAACAUUGAUUUUUUAUUAACGGAUAAAGAUAUAGUGAAAUCGGAGGACAAAAUUUCUAAUAUAAAUGAUAGGGUCCAUUUGAAUGCUGACGGUACAAAAGAAGCAGUUAAGGAUCGUAUUCCAAAAUACAAAUGCGGUAGCUGCUUGAAGUCAUAUAAAGUAUUUGGUAUGCUUAAAAAACAUUUAGCUGUGUGCUAUUUGAAUAGUAGUUAUCACUCUCGAAAAGCAGAAAUGAUAAAAAAUAUACAGAAAAUCGAAGAGGAUGCGGUUAAACUAGAGAAGGAGAAUAUAUGCUUUUGCUGCGGUGAAAGUUAUGAUACAUUUCAUAGAGGUCAUAUAUAUUGCUCUGAUUGCCCAAAUUCAUUUAAAACUCAAAUAAGUUACGAACGACAUGUUUUUAUAACGCAUUCGGAAGUUGAUAAAUUUCCUUGUUCCAAAUGUGAAGCAAAAUUGCGUACAGCUACGCUACUGAAGUUACACAAAAAGCAACACACAACUUCUGAAAGAUUGCAUAAACGUGCACAUACAAGAAAGGAACCUUUUAUUUGCGACUUUUGUGAGAAGAAAUGUUUUUCACCGGGUGAAUUGAAAAUACAUCGUCGUUGUCACACCGGUGAAAAACCCUACGCAUGCACUGAAUGCAACCAAACAUUUUCUACUAAGAGCUCACUUAAUCGACAUUUGAGACGGCAUACAGGUGAAAAGCCCUACACUUGUACUGAAUGUGAAAAAAGUUUUGCUAUUAAGCACGCACUCAAUCGUCAUAUGGAGCGUCAUAUUGGUGAUAAGUCACAGUAUGAACACAUAUUAAAAACUAAUAAGAAACAUAAAAAACAAAUCCAAAUUCAUUCAUCUAAAAGCAAGAGUAAAAAUGAAAAUCAGGAGGACAAACUGAAAUGCAAAGAUUGCAAAGCGAUAUAUACGACAGAGGAAGAACUUAAGAUUCAUUAUGAAACUGGAACUCAUAUACCUGAAUAUAACAAAAGCAGCCCUAAAGAUGUGAAAGAAAGAAAAAAAAACUGCACGCUAUGUAGCAUAGAAUUUAAUUCAGUUAAAGAUUCGAUCUUUCACUUCCUGAAGAUACACAGAGAGCAUCCACAGACUUUCCUCAGUGCUAAAUGUGCCCAAAACUUAGAACCAAAUAAUGUCGCUACGUCAUCAGAAAAGCAUUACAGAAGUGAUAAUUCCAACGAAAACCCUAUUGAAAAUGUUACUCCAACUGAUAACAAUGUCUUGCCAUCACUUAAAUAUGAAGAACUUUCGUCAAUGGUAAAUGGAGUUAUUAAACAAGAAUGUAUAGUAGAUGAAAGAACUGAACCAACCACAGAAAAAUUAUUAUUCAAUAACGAAAAUAAAAGUGAAAGGAUACAGCCAACACAUAUGAGUAAUAAUGAACAAAUAUACAUCAAUGAUGAAGUUAUUAUGCAACAAUUUAUAAAACAAGAAGAUCCCGAUGCACCUGCAGAGAAUUUACUAUUAGAAAGCGAAAUGUAUAGUAUUAUAACAAUAGAAAAUGAGACUAUUAAAAAUGAACCAGAAUCUGCUGUUACUGAAACUCCAGACG
Messenger RNA from Teleopsis dalmanni, 1615 nucleotides. Its product is annotated as protein suppressor of hairy wing-like. Gene Ontology annotation, biological process: regulation of transcription by RNA polymerase II. The transcript has 8 exons. The record is from RefSeq and is a predicted model, not a curated record. The annotation marks the transcript as partial. Gene Ontology annotation, cellular component: nucleus. NCBI's taxonomy places the organism in Eukaryota, Metazoa, Arthropoda, Insecta, Diptera, Diopsidae. Gene Ontology annotation, molecular function: RNA polymerase II transcription regulatory region sequence-specific DNA binding; DNA-binding transcription factor activity, RNA polymerase II-specific.